This is a messenger RNA of Phytophthora nicotianae INRA-310, 7762 nucleotides long. RefSeq lists its product as hypothetical. NCBI's taxonomy places the organism in Eukaryota, Oomycota, Peronosporomycetes, Peronosporales, Peronosporaceae. The transcript has 4 exons. Gene Ontology annotation, cellular component: RZZ complex; kinetochore microtubule; cytoplasm. The coding region runs from base 1093 to 7206 and encodes 2037 amino acids. The record is from RefSeq and is a predicted model, not a curated record. Gene Ontology annotation, molecular function: small GTPase binding. Gene Ontology annotation, biological process: protein localization to kinetochore involved in kinetochore assembly; mitotic spindle assembly checkpoint signaling; mitotic sister chromatid segregation.
CAUAUUGAAAGUACUCUCCAUCGGCGAAUAUGAGCCGCGAAGAUAAAGGCAAUGGUAGCAGCGUAAACGACAAAACUUUGCAAUUCACGGCGUCACUGCUGUGUGAGCUGCCCUCAACAACAACCCAAAAUUCACAGCUAGAAUCCAUACAUUCUUCAAUUCAGGACCAAAAGGCGCCGUGGAUCGCCGUUUACGGGUCUAAAUGUGCAGUUAUAGUAGGCGACAGGACUCAGGUGCAGCUCGUGGACGUAUUAGAUCUCGACGGAGCGAAAAAUGCAGCGCAGAUAACCAUCGAGACCCAUGAAAAGGUGCAGGCGAUGGCCUUCAGCAUCUGUGGAAAAUUUCUAGCGCUUGCAGACGCUACAGGAACGUUGUCUCUAUACAAGAGCAAUGGUACACUAUUGUUCGGACACCAAGUGGUGCGCGGGGGCUCGGACUGUGUCGUUUCAAUUAAAUUUGCCACUUCACAAGGCUUGAGUGGCGCGCAGGAGGUGGUGGUGGUGACAAAACAUGGAAUAUUAUUGCUGUUGGGUAACUUGAAGCUCGCGGAAUUCGAGGAAUUGCUGCUGGAGAAGCCCAAGGAGGCGCUGAGUGAGAUUCUGAGGAUCAUUCGCUUUGAUCGGACGAGUGUUGGACGGCUGAAGGAAAAUGCACAGUCCUGUAUGCUGGUACGAACCGAAGAGGUUAUGUAUGUUAGUUUUACAGUAUUACUGAAUGGCUAGCUUUUUUUAUUUGUUGUAGGUUCAGCGGUGUCAGGCGGAGAAUUUUGUGUUUUUAGGGAAUCAUGAAGCAUUUCUAAGUGUGUGGAAGACGAGGGAUAAUGAGAAACAAUCUGGAAUUGAGGUACGUGCAGCUAAUAUAUAUAUAUCAAGGGUUGUGAGAAUUUUACGUUGAAUUACUGUCUAGCAAGUGGCAGUGAAUGAUUCCAGAUCAGCUCUCGUUGAAGCAAUGGACUUUGAUGCAAACUACAACGCGCUCGUGAUUCUUUGUGAAGGGAAACUGUCUUGGUAUGGAUAUUGAGUUAGCAUAGUGUACUGGAGAGGACAUAUUUAACCGCCUUGUGUACUCUGUGGUAGGUGGAACUGGCGCGAUAUGACCGAGUUGUUCGAGGCAGAUAUUUUCAGAAUAAUGAGCUUUGCAGUGAUUAGAAGCUGUGGAGAGAACGGGGCAGAAUCUACCUUGCUUCUCGCUGUCGGGUCUUCUGAUGACGGGACAUCAAUGUCAACGUUUCAAUUGGUUCGGAUUCGGCGUACAGAAUCUGGUGCUGCGAACGCUAAAGUGGUCUCAAGACUGGAGUGGAUCGAUUGCCUGAAGUCCAAUAUCGUACACAACGUAGUGCUUUUUGCGACGACUAGUGAUAUUAGUCGCUGUCAAGUGCUCGCAGCAUGCCAAACCAACCGUGGGGUCACCAUGGUUCUGCUGCGAGAAGAUGUCGAAAAUUCGACAAGUGAAGCAGACGAAAGUGUUGAGAGUGAAGAUCGAGAAACGGUAUUCGAGGAAGAUGCUGUCACGAUAGCCGAGUCUCUUGUGGACACACCUAUGUCGUCCCUCAUGCAGAAAGGAGUAAUACAGCAGUAUCAAGGCAAGCUGAAAGUCUGUACGAGCAGUAUUGGAGAUAACGAGGAUGAAACUCGUGUUAUUUUGAAAGAUUUAGUUCAUGUUGCAUCGAAUAUCCGCGAGUACACAAGUUCAUCGCCAAGGUCAUCACUACGCAUGGCAAGUUUACUGCGUUGGUGUGAUGAAAUCAGUGAAUUGUCGUACCAAUGGACCACAUUUCAGCUACUCCGAAGCUCAUCGACUGCAGAAACAAAAGGAAAUACGCUACGUGAACAAUGGCAUCAAUUUCGGGCGAUAUCUGUGGUUGAAUUGCUGGAAAAAUACCUCAAAUUGGGCUCGAUGCGAGCCGUCAGGAUAAUGUGGGGACGCCACGUCGAUGACGCUAGCGUUCGCAACAUUGGUACACUAUUGGAGAACCUUCCCGCGUCGCUCCCAGUCUCAGUGUAUGCAAGUUGGCUCCAGAACGAAGUUAUACCAGUCUUGAUCCAUCACGCUGACCAAACACAAUCCCUUGAAGCAGAUACGACUACAGAGACUGGAACUAGACCUCUGCUUGACCAGGUAGCGCUCUGGGUCCUGAAGAGGGCUGAAGAUACAGCAGCUAACAGUGAUUUGGACACCGCUAUUCGCAUCUGUAAUGUACUUAAACCUGAAAGUGGAGAGAACGGUGCGAUGCUUUCCUUCUACGAGUUUAGGAGGCAUACGUCGAGAUCGGCUCAAGAGGAGUCGAAUGUCUUUGAACGUAUCGAACGUUUGAGUGAAAAGCUACGACACGUCCAGCGUCUCGCAGCGGAGCACCAUUUCGUUAUCUCACUGUCAGUAUUUGAAGACGAAACUCCUGCAACUAUCGCGAUGAGUAUGCUUGACCGUGUGUUGGAUACUGCGUCGCUCAAGACCGCAAUCGAGGAUCAUGUUAGAAAAUAUCUUGAAUUCUGUAGCGUUGAGAUUGAUCCAGUUCUUCACGACUACGUUAAAGAACUGGCAGAAUCCAUCCAGACUCCUCAAUCCGCUGAAGAAACGAGAGCUCUAGUGCUGCUGGAUGAAAUUUCGGAUACUAACGUUCGUAUUGACGCUACACUGGCCUUGUUGAGGUCAACACUGCCUCCGUAUUCCGAUGCACUGAAGAAGCACGCACACAACUGCACUCAGUGGAAGUCUGAGAGACAAGAUGAACUGGAAGAACAUGUGCGAUUGAUGGAGAUCCAGGAUAUGUUGACCAAGUAUGGCAUCAAGCAGUUCGAUAUUGCCGAUACAAAGAGCGCGUCACGAUUGGUGUCACACAUCUUGAACCAAGUCUCAAUACCCUCAGCUUUUGUGGAUGCGAUGCUGUUGGUUGAUGCGUACAGUGAUCUCUGCUGCGAUCGAGCAGUAGUUGGAUAUACGGAAAACUUGUUAACGGAGUGUGAUACAAUGACAACGGAUGGUCUUUUAAACGAGGUUUCAGCCAGAGUGACCAAGGCGAUGGAAGCAUUUGAAGAAGUCAAGAAACGGAGAGAUCCCAAGUCCAACGUGAUGCUUUACGCGUCCAUUAUGGAAGAAAUUGUCGAGUUUGGCGUGACGUUGUUGGAGCUGGAGGCUGAGGAGAUGAAUGGAGAAGACGAUGCUAAGUCGCAGUCGUUUAUUCUGUGUAUGAUCAAGUCUCUGGUUGACGUUUAUUUACACGAAUUGAAGACGCUGUUGGAAUUAGCGGGUACCACUAGAGAUGACUCGAUCAUCGCAUACGUUGAAAGCUCCGACUAUUUGCUAUCUGACACGUUAUUGACGGAUUUGCAGAGGAUUUGCCAGGUUGAAGCGGAAUUCGGUCUCCUGCUUUCUAUCUCAACGCUACGGGAUCCAGACAAGUGCGAGGCGAAGCUGAAACAGUUGAUAAAACCCGAUAUCCUGUUUGCUGAAGACGACAACGAGCAAGAACCAGCCGUGUCAGUGACCUACGUUGCAAAGGGUAAAGGCAAAAAGCGUGCUCUGGCGUCGAAUGAAAGCAGCUCUUCUGUUGCUGAAAAGAGACAGCGAACAAGCCACAACAUCGAGAGUCACGGACUGCAGCAAGACGACAAGAGGACUCGACUUAUCUUUGACAUAAAUCGCUUUGCGUCUGCCGUGGGUAUCGACGCCAAGGCCUGUCGUUCGCUUAUCGCCCAGAGCGCUGCUAACAGUGGCUCCAUCCUACAAGCUGUUCGGUUCUCUCGAGAAUUAUUCUCCAAGAGAGCGAACGCAGAAGUCGAUCGCUCAGAGCACGAGUUCCGUCCGGCCGAAGCUCUAAAGAAAACCGCGAUAUCUCUUUCAUUGUACACGUCAAGCCACGUGAAGGAAAUUUACGACACGCCGUUUACUCGAAGUCAGCAGUAUUUACCAGCUCAAGUGGCGCGAGUUCAAGCGCCGAUGUACACGCUGGAGCUGCUACGAUACGCGCUUUGUAUGUGCGAGAAGGAUUCGUUCGACGAGACGUUGAUUCUCUUCAAGAACACGUUGCUCGUGAACGAAAUACUACAGUUCACACAGCACAACGUCUCGAACACUACAGCACCGUGGACGCUGUACCCUCGCUGGUAUCGAGGAGAUGCAUGUGCCUUGUCCAGCUACGAAGCCAUGAAGCUCGUGACCAGGUUUGCGAUUGCUGAGCACAAGAAUCUCAGACGAGAAGUCGAAUUCAGAGACACGAUCGCAUCCAAGCGCUACGUGUCGUUCCUCGUGGAACAGCGGGCCGAUCUGCUGAGUCUACAGGCGUUGAUGUCCAUGCAAGAACUACCUGAAGACGCCGCGAUCGUCGUCAACACGCAGAUGGGGAAGCUCUUAUCGACUGUCUUCCAGUCACAAGAGAUCGACAACUAUUUAGCUCUCGGAUUGAUGCUGUCGAUGAAGCAGGAGGACGCGUUUCAUGCUUUUCGAAGGCAAAUUUCUCGUGAAAAUGUGGCGAAAGACUUCAAUCGUUUCCAGAAGCUUGCGUUCAUUGGUGCUGAUGCUGCAAGAGCCUGGCAGCAAAUCGCAUUUUUGCACCAAUGUGUCGAGUUGGAAGGCAAUGCGAGGUGGUGGCAUUACCUCAAUCUACUUGGCAUUGAGUGCGACCACAAGGCUUUCCAAACUGAACGUCGGGACUUGCAGUACAUUCGUCGACUCGUGCCGCAGCUGAUCACUCGGAGUAACUAUGACUUUUACACGAUACUGGAGUUCACGCGUCACUACCAGAUCGAAGACAGUUUCCCGUCACUCGUUUAUGCUGAAGCUCUGUUGUUGGACGAGUCUUCUACAAACCUCGAGUACCAGGACAAAAUUGUUGGUGUUAUUGAUGAAAUUCACGAGCAGCAUUUGGUGAAACUUUUACUGAAAAGUAUUCCAAGAAUUUCGGGUCGAGAUUAUGAUCGGCUGCUAUUUAUUUUUCGGCUAUUGCUCGAGAACACGGUGUAUCGUGAGCGAGAAGAAGUGGAGCGACGAGUGGACGUUUUGCGUCAUUUAAAAGCGUUUGUUGCGUCUCAAAGUAAAGAGAAUAGUGACAAGAAGGUCUCAUUUCAUGAGCUUAUCACAAAACCUCGAGAGGUGCUGUCUCGACUGGUGACUAAGGAGAACUUUAACGCUGUAGUUGGACUGGUGGAGCCUCUUCGACUGGAACCCGAUGAGCUCCAAAUGUUACUCUUGAAGAAUAUGAUCACAAAUUUCAAGUUAAAGACAGUGGACGGAGAAACAAGUGUCAAGUUCAGUGCGUUUGAAGACAUAUUGGUGUGUUUAAGCGAUACGGAGAGCCGUGUGACUGCGGCUGAGUGGCUCGCUGAGAACUUUCCAUUAGGCGGGGAGAAGCUGAAAGCUCUGGAAUUUGCUCUAAAGGCUGCUGUAUUUGGUCAAACUGACUCGGAAGACCCGUCCAGUACGUCGUUCAUUGGACAUGAAGCUCAGGCACGACUGGAAACCAAAAUUUUACGAGUUAAAGUGGAAAUGUUGUUUCGAAAUGCCACAUCGCAAGUGUCAAGUGUGGCGGACGUGAUUAAUGACAAGGAACUAACAAAUCAGCUGCUUACAUUGGUGACGGAGCCUAAAAAACUCUUCAAAGAGUUGUACAGACGAUACGCGCUAGUGUUCUACAAUCACAAUAGUGACAUGCUCCAUGCAGUGGCUAGUAGUAUUGGAGAUCUGCUUGAAUUACCACAAGAGAAGAUUCGACUUGAUCUGGUUUGUGAGUGGCUCGUCAAAGACGCUGUGCAUAUCGGGAAAGAGGAUUCGAGUGAAGACACCAAGGAGGAUCCGUUUGAGCUUAUUACGGAGGAAAAACUUCACCAAGCAGAUGAAAAUUUCGGGAAGAAAAUCCUCUACUUGACGAGUGCUAGUGUGAAGGCUGGAGACUUGUUUGGUCACCAAGUUCUGAGUUAUCUCAUCGAUUUUGCUAAAGAUCCGCGGCCACGGGCUGGUGUCACGUAUCGAGCGAAGAUGAGGGCGCUCCGUGUGAUCUUGCGGCUGGGCCAACUGUAUCAUGCUGCUGUCGAGCGGUUUGUCACUACCAAGUACGGCAGUGAUAACACCGACCUGUUCUUUAAGGAACUGCUGGAGCAUUCGAAGCACUACAAUCAUUUGAUGACGUUUGAAGAACAUCGAGUACCCUACGACAUGAGUCACUUGUUGGAGAGCGAUAAAGAGGCCCUCACACGUAGUUUCCUGCGACGAUGCCCUCCUAAGCAGCGCUGGGUGCUGCGUUGUGCCAGCCAACUCAUGCUUGACUUUGACGUAGCAGCGACGGAUUUAUGGGAGGACGUUCUGACAAACAUGUUGCAAUUGGGAAUGGUUCGAUCAUUAGCGGCUAUCAUGGGGUCACUGAGCAGGAAGCCGUUCGUACGAUCAUUGAGCUGUGGCCAGCAAGUGUGGGAAAAGGUUUUGACCUCGCCGAUGAUCCAUUUGAAGCGCAAGCAUAACCAGUUAAAACGCUAUAAAACUGCUCAAGAUCGUCGCGAAACGAAGGAUAGCGAUGAUUCCUUGCGCUUUGCUGGGAUCCACGUCUCCAGCGUGCGCUCGGUCAUGCAGAGAACGGUAGUUCUGCUUCAAAGAUGUCCUUUUCUCGACCAAAUCGACGUGCCUGCAUUGGUGGUUCAUCUGCGAGAUCUGAAUGCGGUGGCAGAGGAGGAACCUGAUGGAGCAGGAAUCGUUAGACAUCUUGAUUUGUACGGUUUUGCCGUUAAAUGUGCCAUGGUUAUUCCAAAUCCACGUGCUCGAUUCGAGGCGCUGAUGAGAAUUAUUCACGCUGGAGCAUACAGUUCAGUGCUUUAUGAACUGCUGGACGCGUCGUGCUUUUUUGAUGAGAACAUUGGUGGAGAGAAUGGAGAAUUCGCUGACAACUGCCGCUUGAUGCAAGAGAGUUUUUCCGAAGCAGCAAGACGAAAGGACUACGCUUCGAUCCUGGGCACUCCGCUUGAGCCGGGCUUCGUGGAGUAUCUCGCCGCUACUGGAGACAUCGACUAUCUCCUGUCGUUAUUAUUGGAGGAUAAGCGGAUGGACACAGCGUUAACGGCCGUGGAGCUUUACUUUGAGUUUCACCCCGCAGCAGCGCCAUCACUUGAAGACACCCAGUCAAGCGAAGAGAAGACAGACGCAAGUAGCAAACGCUGGGAGCUUAUUGACGCGUAUUUGGCUGUUUCAAAAUCAAUACAUCUGGAACGCUUCCGCGCGUUGUAAACAAAGCAGAAGAUUUGUCCGGGUGGUAUUACGCGUAAUAAUUACGCUAUGUCCAACCACUGACAUAAUAUAGUGAUGCCAGAGGCGGCAUUCAUACUACCGCCAACUGGUUUUGAAGUGUAAGCGAAUGGUUCCUUCAUGAAGAAAACGGCAAACGCAGUUGUCACAACACAAUUAGUAAAGUAUCACAACACUUCUCUCUACCGGCCGCCAACACAUGCGCGUCUACUUAUUUCUACUCCUAAGUGUGGCGACCCUGCUCAACAGUAGCUACACUGCAGCAGUCAAGCUUCAGACGUCUCUCCAAUCAAUCGAUGCUGCUGAUAUGAGCGACCAGAUACUGAGUACCGAAACAACAAGUGGUUAGAUCGAGAACAUGGACGACGAGGAGAGGGCCGGGGUCUCGAAUCUUGUGGCAAGUACGUCGAAAUAGUUUAAGGAAGCCAAACUGAAUUGGAGUAGAUAUGCAGUACAGGCAACGGGAAUUUCAGGAGUUGAAAAACAAUUAGUUGACAUCGCCCAUAAAUGGACAGAGUUGAACGAAAAAAUAUCCCAA